Molecule: messenger RNA, 2955 nt
Organism: Nyctereutes procyonoides (raccoon dog)
Lineage: Eukaryota; Metazoa; Chordata; Mammalia; Carnivora; Canidae
Gene: ITGB2
Product: integrin subunit beta 2
Exons: 17
Coding region: 245-2557 (770 amino acids)
Biological process (GO): cell migration; cell-matrix adhesion; integrin-mediated signaling pathway
Cellular component (GO): focal adhesion; integrin complex; cell surface
Molecular function (GO): amyloid-beta binding; integrin binding
Source: RefSeq, a predicted model, not a curated record
GGAGGAAGAGGAGGACGAGGGGCUGAGGGAGAGAGAGACUCUUCUGUAGGCUCCCUGAGAUCAUGACCUGAGCUGAAAUCAGGAGUCGAAGGCGUCACUGACUAAACCGCCCGGUGCUCCUUGAAUCAGACCUUUCGAUAUCAUCAUUUCUACAUAAUUCAGCCCAGCCUGGUGAAGAGCGGAGCGGUCGCCCCUUCCCUGCCCAGCCCGGACACCCACCGAGGUCACCAGCAUCAGUGGGGACAUGCUGCGCCACAGCUCCCUGCUGCUCACCCUGGAGGGGCUGCUCUUCCUCUGGGCCGCGUUCUGCCAGGAGUGCACCAAGUACAAAGUGAGCACGUGCCGGGACUGUGUGGAGUCGGGGCCCGGCUGCGCCUGGUGCCAGAAGCUGAACUUCACUGGGCUAGGGGAGCCCGACUCCAUUCGCUGUGACACCCGAGAGCAGCUGCUGCUGAAAGGAUGUGCGGCUGACGACAUCAUGGACCCUCAGAGCCUGGCCGAGAUCCAGGAGGACAAGAAGGGCGGCCGGCAGCAGCUGUCCCCGCAGAAAGUGACGCUCUACCUGAGACCAGGUCAGGCAGCUGCCUUCAACGUGACCUUCCGGCGGGCCAAGGGCUACCCCAUCGACCUGUACUACCUGAUGGAUCUGUCCUACUCCAUGCUGGACGACCUCAUCAACGUCAAGAAGCUGGGGGGCGACCUGCUGCGGGCGCUCAACGAAAUCACCGAGUCCGGCCGCAUUGGCUUCGGGUCUUUUGUGGACAAGACGGUGCUCCCCUUCGUCAACACGCACCCCGAGAAGCUGAAGAACCCGUGCCCCAACAAGGAGAAGGAGUGCCAGGCGCCGUUCGCCUUCAGACACGUGCUGAAGCUCACGAACAACUCCAACCAGUUCCAGAGGGAGGUCGGGAAGCAGCUGAUCUCGGGGAACCUGGACGCGCCCGAGGGCGGGCUGGAUGCCAUGAUGCAGGUCGCCGCGUGCCCGGAGCAAAUCGGCUGGCGCAACGUCACUCGGCUGCUGGUGUUCGCCACGGACGACGGCUUCCACUUUGCAGGCGACGGGAAGCUGGGUGCCAUCCUGACCCCCAAUGACGGCCGCUGCCACCUGGAGGACAACAUGUACAAGAGGAGCAAUGAAUUUGACUACCCGUCGGUGGGCCAGCUGGCACACAAACUGGCCGAAAGCAACAUCCAGCCCAUCUUCGCGGUGACCAAGAGAAUGGUGACGACCUAUGAGAAGCUCACCGAGGUCAUCCCCAAGUCAGCGGUCGGGGAGCUGUCGGACGAUUCCAGCAACGUGGUCCAGCUCAUCAAGAACGCCUACAACAAACUGUCCUCCAGGGUCUUCCUGGACCACAGCCUGGCCCCCAGCACCAUCAAGGUCACCUAUGACUCCUUCUGCAGUAACGGGGUGUCGCAGGUGGACCAGCCCAGAGGGGACUGCGACGGUGUCCAGAUCAACGUCCCGAUCACCUUCCAGGUGAAGGUCACAGCCACGGAGUGCAUCCAGGAGCAGUCGUUUAUCAUCCGGGCACUGGGCUUCACGGACACGGUGACCGUGCACGUCAUCCCCCAGUGUGAGUGCCGGUGCCGGGACAUGGGCCAGGACCACGGCCUCUGCAGCGGCAAGGGCUCCCUGGAGUGUGGCAUCUGCAGGUGUGAGGCUGGCUACAUCGGGAAGAACUGCGAGUGCCUGACGCACGGCCGCAGCAGCCAGGAGCUGGAGGGCAGCUGUCGGAGGGACAACAGCUCUCUCAUCUGCUCGGGGCUGGGGGACUGCCUCUGCGGGCAGUGCGUGUGCCACAGGAGCGACGUUCCCAACAAGAAGAUCUUCGGGCGCUACUGCGAGUGUGACAAUGUCAACUGCGAGCGCUAUGACGGGCAGGUGUGCGGGGGUAAAGUUCGGGGCUCCUGCAACUGCGGCAAGUGCAAGUGCGAGUCGGACUACGAGGGCUCGGCGUGCCAGUGCGUGAAGUCCACCCAGGGCUGCCUGAGCACGGAGGGCAUCGAGUGCAACGGGCGCGGCCGCUGUCGCUGUAACGUGUGCGAGUGUGACGGGGGCUACCAGCCGCCGCUGUGCGGGGACUGCCUGGGCUGCCCGUCGCCCUGUGGCCGGUACAUCACCUGCGCCCAGUGCCUGAAGUUCAAGCAGGGCCCCUCGGGGAGGAACUGCAGCAUGGAGUGUGGGAACGUGGGCUUGCUGAGCAAACCCCCGGAGAAGGGGCGCAGGUGCAAGGAGCGGGAUCUGGAGGGCUGCUGGAUCACCUACACGCUGCGGCAGCGGGCCGGCUGGGACAGCUAUGAAAUCCACGUGGACGACAGCCGGGAGUGUGUGGGGGGCCCCCAAAUCGCCCCCAUCGUGGGCGGCACCGUGACGGGAGUUGUGCUCAUCGGCAUCCUCCUGCUGGCCAUCUGGAAGGCUCUGACCCACCUGAGUGACCUCCGCGAGUUCAAGCGAUUCGAGAAGGAGAAGCUCAGGUCCCAGUGGAACAACGACAACCCCCUUUUCAAGAGCGCCACCACCACAGUCAUGAACCCCAAGUUUGCUGAGAGUUAGGGCGCUCGGCGGAGACGGCGCUGGCUGAGCGUCGGGUGGAAGCCCCCGAACCACGUCUCCCCGUCAGGCUCCUCCAGGGACGGGGCUUACCGCGCUCCUCGAUGUCACCCACCAACGGAUUAAUACAUGUGCUCAAGUAAUAGAUACGGUCAGGUGGCGACACGGCCCGUCAGAGGGACAGCCUCCCGCUGCGGGCGUGUCCCACCUCGUGGGCGAGACCUGGAGGGGCUGCUUGGGUCUUACGAGGGUAGGCGCGUUUUUCUAUAAAACUUAGAGUGGCAAUCUCAUUGAAGUGGCACAAAUUUAUUUAUAUUUGAACUUUUCGGGGUACUAAAUCACAUCCCAUUGGUUAUAUUGUUUCCCCCAUGACGUGUAUCAAAUAAAUUAAUAAAAUUUCA